AUGCAAUCAAAGAAAAUAGAAUUACAAGAUACGGAUUCAAAUGCACCUUUAUUACCAUAUUUAAGGAGGUUGUUCAAUACAUUAAAUAGGGAAAUAUGUUUGUUCUAUCUGCCAUUAAACCUACCAUGCAUGCAUUCAGUUCCUUUUAUAGAACAAGAAUAUUUAAUCAAAAACUUAUCAAACAGUAAUUACAAUGGUAUCUCCGAUUCAAAUAAAAGUUUGUUUAACAGAGAUAAUAAAGUGGAUUUAGUUAAGAGUCUAUAUGUUUAUAGGCACUCAAAAGAAUUUUGUUAUGUUGAAAGCUGUAUAGAUAGUGUGAGAGUUAGUCUUAAAUUCUACUUUAAAUGCGAAUUUGAAAGAAGGCUGUUCAAUCAACUUACGAUUUUUAUGAAGAAAAAUUCGGAUUAUCUGCAACUGGUACGAAAAGAAUCUAUUAAAGGAUUUGACAUUAGUUUUUUAAUAACAAACCAAAUAUUAAAUUCAUAUAAUAAUAAAAUUUGUAUUAAAAAAAAUAACUCUUGUAAUCAAAUGGGGAAAUAUGACGUAAUCCAUUUUAUUCUAAAGUUUGUUGUUAAUAUUGAUAGACAAAUUCAAGACAAAAUACUACAAUCAACAUAUUUCUCAAGAUAUUAUAUUAGAAAAUUGCUUCAAGAAUUCGACUUAAAUGCUUUAUAUACUAAACAAAGUAAUGAGAAUGUUUCUAAGCAAGCAAAACAAGAAAUGGAUGAAACAAAUAAAUCCGAAAUAAAACCAAUAAAAUCUAUUAAAAAAGAAAUAAUUGAACAAAAUAAUAAUUUAUUAGAGAAUAAUAAAAGUUUACCAUCAUUGAAAAAUGCCAAUUCAGCAAAUGUAGCAUCUCAAUUAAAUGAUUCAAUAGAAUAA
This is a messenger RNA of Cryptosporidium ubiquitum, 882 nucleotides long. RefSeq names its product actin-related complex protein. Gene Ontology annotation, molecular function: actin filament binding. NCBI's taxonomy places the organism in Eukaryota, Apicomplexa, Conoidasida, Eucoccidiorida, Cryptosporidiidae. Gene Ontology annotation, cellular component: Arp2/3 protein complex; actin cytoskeleton. The coding region runs from base 1 to 882 and encodes 293 amino acids. The transcript has 2 exons. The record is from RefSeq and is a predicted model, not a curated record. Gene Ontology annotation, biological process: Arp2/3 complex-mediated actin nucleation; actin filament polymerization.